Molecule: messenger RNA, 750 nt
Organism: Suncus etruscus (white-toothed pygmy shrew)
Lineage: Eukaryota; Metazoa; Chordata; Mammalia; Eulipotyphla; Soricidae
Product: granzyme B-like
Exons: 5
Coding region: 1-750 (249 amino acids)
Biological process (GO): proteolysis
Cellular component (GO): intracellular membrane-bounded organelle; cytoplasm
Molecular function (GO): serine-type endopeptidase activity
Source: RefSeq, a predicted model, not a curated record
AUGCUCCUGCUCCUUCUGCUAUUGAGCUUUUCUCCAUCCCCUAGGACAGAGGCAGGAGAGAUCAUCGGGGGACAUGAGGCUAAGCCCCAUUCCAGACCCUACAUGGCAUUUCUAAAGUUCUUCAAUGAGAAUACUGGUAAAACAUCCCAGUGUGGAGGGUUCCUGAUUCGAAAGAAUGUGGUGCUGACAGCUGCUCAUUGUAAUGGGAGCACAAUGACGGUGACCCUGGGGGCCCACAACAUCAAACAGAAGGAGGAGAGCCAGCAGGUGAUUUCCGUGAGCAAAGCCUUCCUCCACCCUGACUAUGAUUCCAAAAAAAUUAACAAUGACAUCAUGUUGCUGAAGCUGAAGAGUAACGCCAAGAUGACUAAGGCUGUGAAGCCCAUUUCCCUGCCAGGGCCCAGGAACAAGGUGCGACCAGGCCAGGUGUGUAGUGCGGCCGGCUGGGGCAAGGUGGCGCCAUGGAGUAAAUUUCCUGAGGAUCUUCGGGAGGUGGAGCUGAAGGUGCAGGCAGAUGAAGAGUGUCAAUCCUACUUAGAAAAGUAUUACAACCCAGCCACUCAGCUGUGCGCCGGAGACCCUGAGGAGCAAAAGGCUACCUUUACGGGAGAUUCUGGGGGUCCCCUCGUGUGCAAGAACGUGGCUCAGGGCAUCGUAUCCUAUGGAUGGGCAAAUGGAACAUCUCCUCGAGCCUACACCAGAAUCUUCAAAUUCAUGUCCUGGAUAAAGAACACUCUAAGAAAAAUGUAA